GCCCAGCUCAGCCGCCAGGUCAGCGCAGAACCAUACACAUCCAUGGCAUCAGAGUCAACCGAAGCACCCCUUGGUGACGAAGUCCCACCUGUGGCCCUCACGCCCGUAUCCCCAAACAAGCUCUCACUGAAGAUCAUUGACCCAUCCAGGAAGAAGCUGGUGUCUCCAGAACCGCAGCGGAUUAUAGGGGUUCUGGACGAGUGCAUCCAUAAAAUGAAGCUGGUGGCCCUCCUGCCCUCUGAGCUGACCCAUCCUGAGAGCCUCUCUGUGAGCCUGGGAGAAAAGACUGUCAGGUCCCUCACUGAGCACUUGCGUGUGGUGAAGAAACACGGGGCCCUGAAUGUGGACACGGAGGAGACAGAACAGGAAGCGACCACCAAAGUGGUGCAGAAUUCACUGCUGAACCUUUUGCGGCUGCUGAGGGCUUGUCCUACUGCGGAGGCGGGGCUUAAAAGGGCGGGGCCAAUUACAGAAGACCGGAAAGGGGUGCACGAGCUGGUGGCAGGGUUACAGGAACUCAGGGCUGUCGUCUUGGAGAGGCUCCUGACCACAGCUUCAGAGGAGAGGGAACGCAGCCGGCACAUUCAGGAAGUCAGCAUGCGUCACCGUAGCAACCUAGAGGUGGUCGGCACACUUGAAAAGGAAGUUGCGGCAGCAAUAAAAGACAGGGAUGAGGAGAUCAGCAAGCAGAACGAGGCGAUUCGUCGGCUGAAGGGUUCUGUGUACCAGAUGGAGAAGACUUCAGAGGAUUUUGUGGCACGGACACAGCAGGAAGCUCAGAGGCAGAACGAGUCGGAUCAGAAAACCUCAGAGGGGAAACAGACACACCUCCAGCAGGAGGCCAAUCAACUGCGAGUGCAACUAAACAACCUGAUCACGGAGCACAAAGAAGCAGAGCUGGCACUGCGCAAGAAAAAAUACAAACUGGAGACCGAGAUCGAAAACUGGAUUCAGAAAUAUGACACAGAUAUGGGAGAAAAGCAGACGGAGCUGGAGGAGAUGACAGUGAUCUAUGAAGAGGAGAAGGCCGAGCUGAGGGACCUGCAGGAGCACUAUGCUGUUCUAGAGCUGGAAUAUUCGCAGAUCAUGGAGGAACGCAGGAUAGCGCAGGAGCAGAGAGAGGAGGAGGAGAAGGAGAGAGAAGUGAAGAGUCAAGCAGCCGUCAUCAUCCAGGCCUUCUGGAGAGGAUACUGUGUUCGCAAGGUCAUGAAGGCCAAGACGAAGAGCAAGAGCAAGAAGGCAAAGAAGGGGAAAGGGAAGAAAGGAAAAUGAGUCAGAGUGUAUAAACAACUGUGAAAAACAUACUAAAUAACUACUGUGUGCACUUACAGAGUUCUGACCUACACGUAAAUAAAUAAAACUGAACUUGUGGUGCAUUAAAAUGUUAAGCUAAUUAUUUAGCAGGGGUACUGCAGUACUGACCGAGUCUUUGUUUUGUCAGCCUACAGGCCACAGUUUAAAUCUACACUAUGGCCCAAUCCUAUUUCUUAUUUGUACCCCUAGCCCUUGUUUUCGAGGGUCUCCUUGCCCC
Messenger RNA from Colossoma macropomum (tambaqui), 1531 nucleotides. It is a transcript of the gene drc10, whose product is annotated as IQ motif containing D. The transcript is spliced from 5 exons. Bases 43 to 1272 code for a protein of 409 amino acids. Lineage: Eukaryota; Metazoa; Chordata; Actinopteri; Characiformes; Serrasalmidae. The record is from RefSeq and is a predicted model, not a curated record. Gene Ontology annotation, molecular function: protein binding.